AUGACGGCCGACGAGCCUGCGGCGAAGAAGCCGCGCCAGGAGGCGGCCGUGACGAUGUCGACGGUCGAGUGUCUUGGGCGGUACUACAGCAAGCUCUUUCCGUUCGACCACAUGUCGCGCUGGCUCUCGUACGGCAACGACGGGAAGCACGCGAUGUCUGACGACACGUUCUUCCGCAACCGCGAGUUCUGCUACACCCUGGACGGCGACAUCUUCGUCAGGUACCAGUCCUUCCAGUCCAUGGCGGAUAUGAAAGCCGACAUCGAGAAGAAAUGCAAGGGCCACGGCGACACCAACCAGGUCCCCGUCAAGAUCGACAUCGGCCCGGUGUACACCCGCGAGCCGCGCAGUCGGCAGAAGUACGCGGCACAGGACUUCCGUCCUGUGGAGCGCGAGCUCGUGUUCGACAUCGACAUGGACGGCUACGACGACGUCCGGCGGUGCUGCCAGGGCAGCCAGCUGUGCGACUCGUGCUGGCCGCUGCUGACCAUCGGUGUGCAGUUGAUGGACCAGACCCUGCGCGAAGACUUCGGAUUCGCGAAUAUCCUAUGGGUGUACUCCGGGCGGCGCGGCAUCCACGGGUGGGUGUGCGACGCCGCUGCUCGCCGGCUCACGGACGAGCAGCGCGCGGCCGUCGCGUCGUACCUGGAGGUGUAUAAGGGGAACAGCGACGACGGGCGCGCGAACAUGACGGCGGACGUGACGUCGGACAGGCGGCACCCGGCGGUCGCGCGCGCGGUGACGCUGUGCCGCCGGGCCUUCGAGGAGCAGUACCUCCCGCUGCAGGGGUUCCUCGAGGACGAGGGGUGCGCGAAGAAGGUGCUUUCAUAUGUUCCGGACGCAAACAUCCGACUGAGGCUCGUGGAGCGGUGGGGCAAGGACUGGAACGGCGCGAAGCGCGCCGCGAAGGCCGCCGCGGACGCGGACGACGUCGAGAUGGAGGACCUGCCGAACCUGUCGGUCGAGAGAUGGAAGGAGAUAUGCGCCGAGGUUCGGAAAGCCGCGGACAAGCACAAGGGCCGGCGGGACCGGCAGGUGGAGCUCCUGCGGAGCCUCGACGCGAUCGCGGUCGCGUACACGUACCCGCGGCUCGACAUCGAGGUGUCGAAGAAGAUGAAUCAUCUGUUGAAGGCGCCGUUCUGCGUGCACCCGAAAACGGGGCGCGUGUGCGUGCCGAUCGACCCGGCGCGCGCCACGGAGUUCUCGCCCGAGGCGGUGCCGACGGUGCAGCAGCUGCUGAAGGAGCUCGAGGCCGCGCGGCGGCGCGCGGCGGGGGGGGACGACGCGGACGUGGCGGCGGGGGAGGAGUGGCGCGCGACGGCGAUGGGGCCGAUCAUGGAGACGUUCGAGCGGGUGUUCCUGGAGGGGAUGAUGAGCAGCAUCCGCGCGGAGCUCGCGGCGAAGGCGCGCGAGAGGGCCGAGGAGGCGCAGGCAGCGCAGGACUGGUAG
This is a messenger RNA of Pedinophyceae sp. YPF-701, 1449 nucleotides long. NCBI's taxonomy places the organism in Eukaryota, Viridiplantae, Chlorophyta, Pedinophyceae. The record is from the annotation of a GenBank genome assembly.